This is a messenger RNA of Camelina sativa (false flax), 662 nucleotides long. RefSeq names its product glycine-rich protein 3 short isoform-like. The record is from RefSeq and is a predicted model, not a curated record. Lineage: Eukaryota; Viridiplantae; Streptophyta; Magnoliopsida; Brassicales; Brassicaceae.
CUCUUUCUUGAAUUCUCUUCUUCCUCGUCUUCUAUAAAUAGAGCGCAUAGUGAAUAACAUUUUAUCCAUCACUUCAUUCACUUGGGCUUUGCAUCAUAAAUAAAAAGAGUGUUAUAAAGAGUUAAAGAAGAUGGUUUCCAAGGCUUUAGUUAUGUUGGGUCUAUUUGCAGUUCUUCUCGUUGUCUCAGAAGUUGCCGCUGCCUCCGGUACAGUGAAGUCAGAGAGUGAGGAAACCGUGCAGCCUGAUCAAUAUCAUGGUGGAGGAGGUUACAAUGGAGGAGGGCACAACGGAGGUGGAUACAAUGGAGGAGGGCACAACGGAGGAGGAUACAAUGGAGGAGGUCGAGGAGGUGGUUACUGCCGUCACGGCUGCUGCUACAGAAAUUACCGUGGAUGUGUAAGGUGUUGCUCGUAUGCUGGAGAAGCUGUUCAGACUCAGCCUGGUCACUAAAUCAAUAUAAUAAGUUGACCACCAUGCGUUGCAUUCUAGAUAUAUAUACACUUAUGUGUGUAUGACUAUAGGUAAACCAUGGUGCGUUUGUAAUGAAAAGUGCCUUAAAGGAUACUAAUGGGAAUAAAGUUUCAUAUUGUAAUGACUUGGAGUUUGAGUUGUAAUUUGCGAUUUUUGCAUAAUAAAAUAUCGUCUCUAUUUUCUAUUAUUA